Messenger RNA from Amoebophrya sp. A25, 3489 nucleotides. The record is from the annotation of a GenBank genome assembly. NCBI's taxonomy places the organism in Eukaryota, Dinophyceae, Syndiniales, Amoebophryaceae.
GUAGAACUCGUCUGGGAAAUCUUAGGCAGCUCGCCGAAUAGAUUCAAUUCAUCAGAUUGGGUAGUGGGAUUCGGACGUGAGAGUGUGCCUCUCGAUUUAUGAUCAGAUGAGUUCACAACAUCAGGAUGGAGGGAGAUCUUGUUUGAUGUGAAUAUCAGCGCGAUAUUGUUGCAGUCAAGCAUAUUGAACAACAAGUCGAUAUUAUACAAAAUGAAAACAAACUGGUUUAUUAAGAUCUUUCAUCCACUCGAUAAAAAAUGAUGUCGCCUUUUUCGUCCUCAUCUCAGUGCUCUUGCUCCUCUUGUUCCUUCGAGGAAGGCUCGUCGUGUAUCAACGAGCCUGGUGCGAAAAUACCUCGUCGCCCCUGCAAUGGCACAAGGCUGAUUUCCAACAAAAGGCGGCUGCGUCGUCGCUCUCUUUCUCUAUCAGCAACUGCUCUCACCUUGUUCGCGAAUCCAGCGUUUCACUUGCUACUCAAAGACGCGCUCGCCGGUGACGUGAUUGACUCGUGCCGAGAGAGCAUCAAUAACUUCUACUUUUUAAGGCCUUGUUCAGAGAAGACACUUUCUUCACUUGCUUCUUGCUCCCGGGCACUGCUAUGUACAACAGCGUUGUUUUUUUCGCUUGGUUUCCUUUCGUCUAGGAUUCUCUAAUCUUUGGCCUCUACGAAGAUGAGAUCGACGGAGUACCUGUCCUCACGAAAGCUGACCCGGACACGAAUGAUACAGUGCAACUGGAAUGGGCUAGAUAUGCUCAAUGCAUUCGCUAUGUGAGAAGGGAUCCUUUCAUUAUGGCAACCUAAGAGUUGGAGUAAGAUUAAGAAGCGCAAACGCUGUCCCUCUCAGUAGAGCCAGCCGCGAUUUUUUCUGAAUCCGCUUCUAGGAACGAGAGAACUUCUUCUACGUCGGAUGACAUUUAAACAUUAUUUGCAUUUUCGUGCUAACGUCGUACGUAGGUCCACCGAGGUUGGGCAAGAAAAACAACAGCCAAUCAGUCCCCCGAUCUUCUAACCUCUCCGCCCGCGAGUAUCUAGAGAGCACCCCACCAGGUUACUCCGUUGCCCUAGGUCGCCAACAUCCGGUAUUGUUGACGCCGGCAAAGCCUGAUUUGAGCAGAUAUUUUUUGAUCCCGGCGUUGGAUUUUGUGGUUGGCGGUUUUGUCAAGCACAGUGGCGUCUACGACGUCACGGAGGAACACGUAUUGCGCACAUUGGUCAGAGAAAACGACUGCGUCAUCGAAAUCGGCAGCAAUAUUGGGAGCUAUAUUAUGGUGGAGGGGGGGUUGAUUUUGCUUUUCGUGUUGUUUUGACAGAGAUUCCAGCAAGGACAUUCAGUCAACAAUUUAGAGAUUUGGGCAAGGACAUUCAGUCAGCAAUUUUUUGUCGCUAAGUUUGCAAUGAAAAGACAUCAUAUAAUGUUGUUACUCGUCGAAUAUUCAAACCCGAUCUCCAAGUAUCGUCAUUCCUAGUACCCAAGCCCUUCUAUUAGAGUCUGUCUAAUCUUCCAGUAGUGCUUGCAGAUGAAGUCGGAGUAAAUGGAAGAGUGUAUGCCUACGAGCCUUUUCGGAAGAUAUUUCAUAUCAUGAAUGCAAACCUGGCCUUGCAAGGCUUUGGGAACGUGGUAACGAGGCAAGUGGGCAUGUCAAAUGUGACGAUGUUAUGAAAGAAACACGCAAUUUGGUACUCUGGACUAAAAGUGAUAACUUCCUUUAUCAGUAGAGUUGGGUACAACCAGAGGAGGGUUUUGAUUUCUAUCUCCAUGAAAUAGGUUCGCAAACAUGAUUAUGCAACUUAAACGGAACCCCAAAAAGUUUCCUCCUGAUCAGCAACUCCCAAACCAAACCGAACUUCUCGCAAAGGAAACCAAACCUCUCCUUUCAUAGUUCUUCAAGAGCGUGAAUGCGCCAGACCUGAACGACUACAUCAAUCUUGGAGCAGCACGGGUCUUUCACCAACAGAAACCUGAGAUUGCCCAUGUCCAUUUUGAUGGGAUGGAAGAAAUCGAAGUGGAGACGUUGGACAACCUUUUCCAACGUGGAAACAUUAAAUGCGAUUUGAGUGUGGUGAAGAUUUAUGAUUCAUUCUUUACUUGGAGUUGGAGGUUUCAGUAUUUUUUCUGAUCUCCCCUCUAUACGUAGUCUGAUAGUACAUGCGGGAUGCGAUGCGAGAGGCAUGAGGAUUUGAUAGGUGUGCAGCUAGUUCACCUUCAAGCACUGAGUUCUCCGCUUUAAAGCUUAUAGAUGACCUCCUUUUAGACAUAUUGCAGUAGAUGAGGCUUACCUCAUCUUGGAUAGUGAAGAUAAAGAUAGAUUAUCAUGUGAGUAGAAUGAUAGGAUGUAGGUGAUUUCUAUGAAGAGGGGGAACACAAAAGAAUAGAUGGAUACAACAUGAUCACUGACCUUAGUAGGGUGUUAGAGUUCAAAAACUACUUGUAACCAACGAACAAGAAUUUCCUGGUGUAUACUUGAUAGGAUACAUCAAUCGUCUACCACUCUUAGCUCCAGGAGGGUCGUUGAUCUUGAUUUCUCUCUCCAUCUGUGUUCAUACUCUCGAUACGGAGGGCAUGGAACUUGAAGUGGUACAGGGUGGCUUGAAAUUACUCGAGACGUAUUCGCCGAUAAUUUACGUCGAAUCCCAGCCAUAUUUCGCGGAUGGAGACAAGCGAUUCGUUAACUUCAUGGAAGAGUUAUGGAGAUAUUCGGAGUCACAGUUGUCUAUCAAUCUCUGUGAAGAUAUACGAAGGUGUCGACUUUCACUCCCCGUUAUAAAAGAGUCAGGCUCUCUCUAUCUAUUUUCAAUAUCGAAUGCUGGUUGUCAUGUACGGUAGUGUCUACGUGUCUACAAUGAAAUUCAAAUUUCUAAAUCAAGAAGCCUCAUACACCUGCCGACCAGUCCAGAACUUGGAGAUGCAUGAGAUUUUACUUUGUAUACCUCACGCGCGCGCAGACUACUGGAACCAAAGACUUGCGGAUGACUUCAGAAACGGCUAAAGGUUAGGAGAGGACUUCAGAAACGGCUACAGAACGCAAAUAGUAAAGUUGUAGCCAAAUAGCUGUUGUUCAGUGCGCAUAGUGAAGUUUUUACAUAGUGAACAAAAUUAGGAAGGUGGGAAGAAAUGGACAUGUUGGGUUCAUAGGAUUUGUUCUUGAUGAAAGGCUAGCGCCCUGUGUUGUAGUCACAUAUUUUUAAGCGACGACAAUCAAAGAGAAAGAUCAUAUUUCUUGAGAAUAAAGGUAUUGAAAGGACAACAAGGUAACUGAACUCAAUAUUCGAUUAUCACAACUUGCAUACAUAAGGACUAGAUCGAAGCAGCCCGCAAUACGACAUGAGGAAAUUCAUGAGCCACAAUAGUAACAAACAUUGACCGAAGACAUGAUGAGACAUUUACUGGUGAUGCGUCGAACUUUCGAAAAUCUGAAGAGACGAACUUCGAGGAAGAAGGUGAAAAUCUGUGAAGAAAUGGCACCAAGUGGAAGAUGAUGAAACUCGUG